AUGAGCGCAAUGACCAAUGUGCUGUUGUUUUGUGGAGCUUUUGAUCCCAUCACAACUGGUCACAUGAUAAUGCUUGAUUUGUGCAUCAAAACUAACUUUUUUUCCGAGAUCAGGAUAAUGCCCAGUGGGAAAAGGACUGAUAAACAGUAUAAGGUUACAGAUGAACAUAGAACAGAAAUGUGUAAAAUCGCAAUUGAUCUAUUCAAAAAAGAAUAUUCCAACGUUAACAUUAGCAUCUCAGACUAUGAACUCAACUUAACUAAAAAUGUUGAUACUUAUUUCACUAUGAAACAUUUUAAUGAAACAGAAACUGACAAAAAUUUUUAUUUUUUCAUGGGCUCCGAUAUUUUGCCACAGAUGUUUGACUGGUUAGUUUCAGUUCACUACAUACUAACAUAUACUUAUGUUAUCAUAGUGCCAUACUCUGAUGAAUUAAUUAAAAUCGCACAUUUCUUAAUAGCAUACCGUGAAGAUUUUAAGAUUAAACAAGAAGAUUUGGAUAAGCUUCAAAGUUAUAAGUUGUUGGACAAAUUGUUGGAGGAUCAAAACCAGCAAACUCAAACAUCAUCAGCUUCAUCAACCGAAGCCAGAAAUAAUCUUAAAAAUGGACAUGUAAUACACAAUCUUACCAUCCUAUCUAGUUAUAUACUUAACCUAGUUAUGUAA
Theileria annulata is the source of this 666-nucleotide messenger RNA. RefSeq names its product nicotinate-nucleotide adenylyltransferase-like protein, putative. Gene Ontology annotation, molecular function: nicotinate-nucleotide adenylyltransferase activity. The record is from RefSeq and is a predicted model, not a curated record. The transcript has 2 exons. Lineage: Eukaryota; Apicomplexa; Aconoidasida; Piroplasmida; Theileriidae. Bases 1 to 666 code for a protein of 221 amino acids. Gene Ontology annotation, cellular component: cytoplasm. Gene Ontology annotation, biological process: NAD+ biosynthetic process.